Messenger RNA from Panicum virgatum (switchgrass), 850 nucleotides. Its product is annotated as dirigent protein 5-like. The record is from RefSeq and is a predicted model, not a curated record. Bases 48 to 623 code for a protein of 191 amino acids. The transcript has a single exon. NCBI's taxonomy places the organism in Eukaryota, Viridiplantae, Streptophyta, Magnoliopsida, Poales, Poaceae.
UGCCCUAUAGUAGCUGCUUAAGUUUAAGUAUCUUUCAGUGAUUAACAAUGCAAGGCCUCGCUCCAUAUUCCAAGUUCAUCAGCUUGAUCACUGCGAUGCUCCUGCUUGCGCUGGCUGGCGUCGCCAGUGGCGAGCGGCAGAGGAACGCGCCGUGCAAGGAGAUGACCAUGUACUACCACAACAUCCUCUACGACGGCGCCAACACGGCGAACGCGACGGCGGCGUUCGCGACGCAGCCGACACUGUUGAGCCGGUCGGCGUCCGUCAACGACACCUACUUCGGCGAGAUCGUGGUGUUCGACGACCUGGUGACGGCGGGGCCGGCACUGUCGUCGGAGCCGGUGGCGCGCGCGCAGGGCUUCUUCUUCUACGACAAGAAGGAGGCGCCCAACGCGUGGUUCGCCUUCUCCCUCGUCUUCAACUCGACGGCGUACAGGGGCACCCUCAACCUCAUGGGCGCCGACCUCAUCGCGGAGAAGACGCGGGACAUCUCCGUCGUCGGCGGCACCGGCGACUUCCUCAUGGCGCGCGGCGUCGCCACGCUGCGGACCGACUCCUUUGAGGGCCUCUACUACUUGAGGCUCCAGAUGGACAUCAAGCUCUACGAGUGCUACCACGUCUAAGACCAUAUACAUACACAUGCAUCGUCGUAAGGAUAUACUACUACAGUACUAUAUAUGAGAUAAAAUGCAUGCUCCAUUUUUACAUGUCUUGCGUGUUGUGAUGUUGUGUUAAACUGGCGUCUUGUUGUUGUACCUGUGGGAGUUUGGGCUGUGUGUACCACAAUGUUGUAAGACGACAUGGAUAAGAUGUGUCUGCAUACGUUCAAUAUAACGAGUCGAUUCUCUGA